GUAUUCACCUACACUGUUGAUUGUUAACAACUCGCUGGUCAGUCUGUGUUGUCGGUCCCACAGUACCAUAUUGAUGUAGCUCGAAUAUAUUCACGGUACUAUAUAUUUUAUAGUUUUAUGGUGUUAGUGGAGUGGUGAAGUGGUGAAGGGCUGAAGCCCAUUGUGAUAAAACUAAGAUGACUGUCACUUAUACGGGGCGCGUCCCCAACGGUAGUACUUUUGGAUGUUUUUGGAAAGUACUAGGAAUAUGGCGAGGAAGUGUAUACAAAUUAGUGUGGCGAGAACUCUUAGCAUAUUUGUUUUUAUAUUAUGUGAUAAAUUUUAUCUAUAGGUUUGCUUUAACAGAUUCUCAACAAAGAAUAUUUGAAAAAAUUCGGCUAUAUUUUGGUCAACAAAGUGAAACGAUACCAAUGUCUUUCGUAUUAGGAUUUUACGUAUCUUUAGUCGUAGGCAGAUGGUGGGAUCAAUACAAAUUGCUCCCAUGGCCUGAUACUCUUGCCUUGUUCCUGAAUGCGGGCAUUCCAGGUGCGAAUGAAAGACAAAGACUGAUGAGAAGAAAUAUAGUAAGAUAUGCUGUGUUAGCUUAUGUGAUUACAUUACAAAGGAUAUCACUGAGGGUAAAGAAGAGGUUCCCCACAUGGCAGCAUGUUGUCGAUUCAGGUUUGAUGAUGGAAAGCGAGAAGAAAAUCUUCGAAUUAAUGGAUCAGCGAACACCCAUGUCAAAAUAUUGGAUGCCGCUGGUCUGGGCUACAAAUAUAAUAAACCGUGCACGGAAAGAAUCAAUCAUAACUAGUGAUCACAUAGUACAAACCUUAUUGAUGGAGUUAUCGGAUAUGAGGAGGCGGUUAGGAGCUUUGAUAGGAUAUGAUACAGUUAACGUUCCACUUGUGUAUUCACAGGUAGUUUCUUUGGCCCUAUAUGUAUAUUUUAUAGCAGCUCUCUUAGGCAGACAAUUUGUUCCUUAUGCGGAGAAAUCGGUGACUGGAAAAUACGAACAUGUUGAUAUGUAUUUUCCGUUUUUCACUUCAAUACAAUUUUGUUUCUACAUAGGCUGGUUGAAAGUUGCCGAAGUAUUAAUUAACCCAUUCGGAGAAGACGACGAUGACAUCGAACUAAAUUGGCUAAUUGAUAGACAUAUCAAGGCCUCGUACAUGAUAGUCGAUGAAAUGCACGAAGAACAUCCAGAAUUAUUGAAAGAUCAAUACUGGGAAGAUAUAGUACCAAAAGAGCUGCCUUAUACAGUAGCGUCAGAGCAUUACCGAAGAGAAGAACCCAAAGGCUCUGCAGAACAUUACAAAAUUAAAGCUCAAGAUGCAGUAUACGCUAAUCUAAUCACUCCAAAGAAAUCUCUAAUUCCAGAAGAUAUGUAUGCAGAUUACGAAAGUGUUGACACUCCAAUAGUAGAAAGAAGAAAAAGCAACUGGUUUUCUAGGCAGAUUUCCAGAACUGGCAUGGGGUCCAUUCGAUCAGCUUCAACCACAUAUUCCUCGGGAGGUCUUUUUGGUAGACAUAGGGGUUAUUCUAUAGAUAUUAAUCCUGAAAAUGGUCAACUGCCAGGUAUCCAACCACAGAAAAUGUCUAUAUAUGAUCGGCUAGUAGGAAGAAAAUCUACAAGAGCCAGAAACUUGAAACCGCUAAGAACAACAGGAUUGCCAGUCAAAAAUAGACCGAGAAUUCCAACACCAGAUGUAACAAGGGAAGUUAUAGAUAAAGAAAACAAAAUGUCUGAAGUUCAAAAUCAAAUGUCUGCUGCUGGACUUACUUUAAUGUCACAGCAAUUACCAACGGGUUAUCCUUCGUAUCCAACAGUAGAUGUACCGGUCGUACAGGUUGUCCUUUCACCAAUUCAGGAACUAGAUGGCACAGGUUCAGUGAACAAUACGUUGCACGCUAAUCAACCUGGCACUACUGCACUUGCACAAGCUGUAUUAUCUCCAGGGCUAGGCCCGGUUUUAACGACACCAGUAAGUGUACCUAUGACUGUUUCACAGCUGACUUCGUUGGGAUUAGCAUCGAAUAACAAUAGUCCAUUGCUUGCAAGAACAUUUGAUCACCAGUUUAGAAACCCAGCUUUUAUUCAGGCUUUCGAACAACCUAAAUCCUCAACGUUGUCCCAGCAACCCAUAACUUUAACUGAAGUACAUACUGAAGAAGAAGCUCAAACCGUCAACAGAAGUUCAAACGAUUCUCCUGCUUCAGAUGCUUCACACACAUCAAAAGGCUCAUUAGCUUCCAACACAACAGCAUCAGUUACAUCAAAAAAAUCUUUGGAGUUACCAUCUGGAGAAACUGAGACCGACACAGUAGCUUUAAGCAAUUUCGAUGGUGUCCCUAAUUUGUCAACACCUAUAGCUUUGAGAAAAACUGAUAAUAAUAGUAAUACCAGUUCCAAAGAUGAGGGAACUUUAAAUUCAAGUGCAUCGGCUCCCAAUUCUCUUGUAUCACUUGGUGCCGGUAUUAAUUCAGAUAGAUUAAGAAAAAUAUCAUCUCAGAGUGUUGUAGAAAACUCUUCUAAAAAGAGAGAAGUGUACGUAUGAUGAUAUACACAAAGUUAGUGAACUUUUCAAUUAUAAAGGUGCUGUUUCAAAAACUAGAUUACUAGUGUGAAAAUAGUUGUUAAAUUCAUCUACAAAAUUUUUAAUAGUCUUUAUUAUAACAUUUUUAACAGAUAUUCGAAUUGUUUCAUGCGGCCAUGAAAUAAAGUGCCACAUUUUUUGUAAAUAGUUUCGGCAUAAAAAGUGAAUUGUAAACAAUAAAAAAUGUACAUGUUUUAUGUAUAUCAAUUGGGACCUACCUUUCUUUCGUCCCAGUUUGUUUCUAUCAAAUUAUUAUUUAUAUCCUUUUUCUAGAGAUAUAUCUGGUAAUAAUAAAAACUGGGUUUCAUUUAAAAGUUUACAUGUUUUUGAACUGAAAUUCCAUGAAUAUAAAUAAAAAGAUUAAAUAUA
This is a messenger RNA of Diorhabda sublineata, 2945 nucleotides long. It is a transcript of the gene Best2, whose product is annotated as bestrophin-2. Gene Ontology annotation, molecular function: chloride channel activity. The record is from RefSeq and is a predicted model, not a curated record. The transcript has 12 exons. Lineage: Eukaryota; Metazoa; Arthropoda; Insecta; Coleoptera; Chrysomelidae. Bases 177 to 2537 code for a protein of 786 amino acids.